CUUCUCACCUCGCCCCUUUUGCUUCUCCCCUCGCGAUCCGGUCGACCGCCCCCUCGCCCUCCAUGGCCGAAGGCGCCGCGGCGGAGGCCAAGGGCGAAAUCGAGAAGAAUACGGCGGCGGGCGGCGGCUACCCGUCCCUCGUCCUCAAGAUCUGGCCUCCGACGCAGCGGACGCGGGAGGCGGUGCUCCACCGCCUCGUGGAGACGCUCACCUCCCAAUCUGUCCUCUCCAAGCGCUACGGCUCCCUCCCCGGAGACGAGGCCGCCGCCGUUGCCGGCACAAUCGAGGAGGAGGCCUUUUCCGCCGCCUCCGCGGCGUCAGUCGGCGGCGGAGCCGACGAUGACGGGAUCGAGGUCCUCCACGUGUACUCCCAGGAGAUCAGCCGGCGAAUGGUCGAGUCUGCCAAGGCGAGGGCCGCGGCCUCCGCUGCCGCCCCCAACAGCUAAACCACCUCUGUGAGGAAACCCCGAACUCUGAUCUGAAUCAAUGCUUGCGAGUCGGUACUCGGGGCAUAUUGUGUGUUUGAUUGGUGUGCUUGUUGUUUCACAAGGAUUGGGCUCUUCUUCCGGGUUGGAUUGGUUGAAUUGGCAUCUAUCUAUGAUCCAUUGUGUUUGAUUGAUACUUGGAUUUGUCGUCGUUUACCAUGCAUGUGAAGGGUGAAGUAAAUGUAAUAUGCUAUGAAUCAAUUAUGUUGCAAUAUAUUGAGAUUGUUCAUCAGAA
Messenger RNA from Musa acuminata AAA Group (dessert banana), 720 nucleotides. RefSeq names its product WPP domain-containing protein 1. NCBI's taxonomy places the organism in Eukaryota, Viridiplantae, Streptophyta, Magnoliopsida, Zingiberales, Musaceae. The transcript has a single exon. The record is from RefSeq and is a predicted model, not a curated record. The coding region runs from base 63 to 446 and encodes 127 amino acids. Gene Ontology annotation, biological process: mitotic cell cycle; lateral root development.